CGAUGUGUGGCUAGGCUAGUUAAUGAGGCCAGUGAAACAUGUGCUUCGAAAACAAGUGGAUGCAUCUUUGCGCCGCAGACCAAUCAAUGGUAGACUUCCCUUGCGAUGCGUUGCUGCUUCAAAAGCAACGGGAUGGCUGUGCGUGGAGGGGCCCACAUAAAACUCUCUGCCGGGCGCAUGAAUAUCCGGCCGCUGCCACCAGAAGUCUGAACUGCAACCUCGUGAGGCAUAUCGUGUCUUCGACUGCUGGAGAUGUCGGCUCCUUCGGCGGCGAUACACGGUCGCGGCAUGUGGCUCAACUGCAGCUUCGACCUCGAGUCCGACGAGCUGUACUCGGUGAAGUGGUACAAGAACGACACCGAGUUCUACCGCUACAUUCCACGGGACAGGCCACCUGCGCAGAACUACGACCUGCCGGGUGUGGUAGUCGACAUGUCCCGUUCCCGAGAGGGCCACGUGUUCAUCUCAUCGGUGAACUUGUCCAGCGAAGGAAACUACCGCUGCGAGGCUUCUGCCGAGGCGCCUUCUUUUCAAACCGUGGUUGGCGAGAAAGAAAUCAAGGUUUUCGUUAUUCCCGAUUACCCUCCCAAGAUCAGAGGUACGCGAGCCAAGUAUGAAGUCGGGGAACGUCUUGACGUGUCCUGUAGAGCACCGUACUCGCUGCCAGCGGCCAAGCUUGUCUGGUACAUCAACGAUCAAGAGGUUCCGUUCAGUGAUGUCCGUGAGCUGGAGACACUGUACGACUCGGAAGGGCUGCAGAGUUCGGCAGUACUGCUGUCAUUCGUCCUGCAGCCUUAUCACAUGAUUGGCAGCUCGCUGCGGCUUAAGUGCGUCAGCGUCAUCUCGGAGACAUUCCUGACAUCCAGCGAAGAGCUUAUCGUCGGGGACACGGUGCCUUCCAUACCGUAUCCAGAGGCAAGUCCGCACAGUCCCAGAAUCGACGGCGGUCUGCCGAAGUACCGGGUCAACGACCUUGUGAACCUGACCUGUAGAUCUGCAGAGUACGAUCGGCCUCCGGAGUUGAGGUGGUUCAUUAACGACAAGGAGGCUCGUCCCGAGUACCUGGUGAGAUACGAGGUCCAUAGGUACCCGAAAUACGCUGCUUCACUGGGCUUGCGGUUCAGAGUGCGGCCGGAGCACUUCGAGGAGGAACGCAUGCAUCUGCGGUGCACGGUGACGUUGUCGAACGUCCUCAACACGAGCAGCGCGGAGGCGAGCAUCAAAAACAAACACCGAACUAUGUCGGGAUUCAGAGCAGCUAGCAAAGACGCCACCAACGGGGCAGCCAGCAUCUUGGCGCCAUUGCUGUCAAGUCUACUGGUUUUCAUCGCCCUGUCGAAGCUGUGAGCGGUGGCGCUAACCAUCACGCAAAGCGCAAGCGAGAAUUCACUGCCUCUACAGCAACCCUGCUUCUUUUUGUGUGUCCGUGUGUGAGGGCUUGUGCGAUAUUUCAUACAACAGCAUUUCAGACCACUAACUUGGUGCCAAGGACACUCACACAGACCUGGACUGGUAUAGCGAAAGAAGGUUUGGGCCAUGGCGGGUACUGCAGUGAAAAAACUCGGCUGGACAAGGGGCUGGACAAGGGGUUGUCACUUGUGUCUCUACAACCUCGCGAAUGUUCGGUAUGCGUUGUGCUGGUGCCUUUGUUUCCGUGAACUGUCAUAACACCUACGUGUUCGUAGACUGGGACAAGAGUGCUGCGUGCGACACCGGACAACCGUAUUUUCUCUUUUCUUUCUUUUGUUUUGUUAUUAAAAGCGUUUAUGUCCUUACGUGAUCGGGUUACCUCGCAGGAGACAAAGUCUGGUGCGGCACUUGGAUUCUACUGGAACCAGCAAAGCACCCACUGUGGUAGUUUUAGCAGGUAAGUUUGAUAUCUCUAUGCAAGUUCUAUGGCAGACGCCCACACACAGAUGGAAGCCUGUAAGAGAAGCAGGGGCAUUCGGCAUCUUAUCUCCACUUGCCACUUGGGUAUCCACAAGCAAUCAAAACUCCAGCGCACUCCUGACCUUCGCAAAUACUACUCUUCUCCGAGAAUUAAAAAAAAAAUUA
Molecule: messenger RNA, 2055 nt
Organism: Rhipicephalus sanguineus (brown dog tick)
Lineage: Eukaryota; Metazoa; Arthropoda; Arachnida; Ixodida; Ixodidae
Exons: 11
Coding region: 253-1347 (364 amino acids)
Source: RefSeq, a predicted model, not a curated record